Carcharodon carcharias (great white shark) is the source of this 1372-nucleotide messenger RNA. Its product is annotated as somatomedin-B and thrombospondin type-1 domain-containing protein. Bases 77 to 859 code for a protein of 260 amino acids. NCBI's taxonomy places the organism in Eukaryota, Metazoa, Chordata, Chondrichthyes, Lamniformes, Lamnidae. The transcript is spliced from 5 exons. The record is from RefSeq and is a predicted model, not a curated record.
GAGAGAGGGAGAGUGUGAGAGAGAGGGAGAGUGUGAGAGAGUGUGAGAGAGAGAAAGGGAGAGAGAGAGAGAGACGAUGGGGAACCCUGCAAUCACCAGUGGCUACUUCGCCCUGUGCUACGGAGCCUUGACACUCGCGGCGUGUCUACUGGGAGUGGCCGGGGGCUGCUUCCACCGGGAGAACCCCAAGUGCUGCACGGGCAGGAAUAACGACUGUUGGGAUUUCACCCGGAGGCGGGCGGUGUGUUACUGCGAUGCUUAUUGCGAGAAGACAGGCGACUGUUGCGAGGACUAUCACACGGUGUGUCAGAUAUCCGCUAUCGACUGCAUAGUGGGUCCGUGGGGCCCCUGGACUGAAUGCAGUUCCCUGUGUGGCAUAGGGAGCCGAGACAGAGGCCGGCUAGUCACCAUUCCACCCAGAAAUGGAGGAACACCCUGUCCUGAUUUGAAGCAGCGACGGGGUUGCUAUGGACACAACCCUGAAAGAUGUCACUCGGUUAAAGAGGUGGCUAAGAUUUUACCCGACUCAUAUAAAAGGAACUUCAAAGAUCCAUGGAAGAGGCCUCAUAUGAUGGCAAAGGAGCAGAAACCAAGUUACUGCGCUUAUUUUCGAAUGAAGGAGGUGAGUCCCUCUUGCCGCCUUGGGCUGCAGAUCAGUUAUCUGUUCCGGGAGAAAUACAUAUGCGUGGAAUGUCAAGGAGAAGCCAUGGGAAUCAGAGAUCGGUGCGAAGGUGAUGGACUGGAAGGAACCAGAACAUUCUGGACAGCAGCCUCCAUCCCUGGCUGCCAAGGAUCAUGGGUGCGUGAAUCUCUGCGUGAAAACUGCCACUGUGCCCCGCAGUCACUGAUCUUUGUUUAAUAUUGUUUUGGAUGUGAAAUGUAACAUCACAGGGCAACAGAAGUCAGCUCUGGAGGCCUACAGGAGUGAGGGGAGCCUGUGCAGAGCCAUCGCCACUUUCUGGACUCCUCAUUUGACAAUGAGACGAGAGAGAUGUAAAAUGGAUGAAGAAGAGACUAUAUAACCUUGCUGCAUGCUAUUUACCUCAGUAUCCUUUUACGUAAGCACAUGCAGAGACUUAUAACCUCACAACAGAACAAUGAAACUCUGAAAGCACAAAGAGAACAGCUAAGAACCUUUAAAACUUUUACCUCUGAAACUCUGCUGAAAGCUACCUCCAUAAACACACCUGCCUUUAUUAAAAAAAAACCCAAAAAAAGUAUUUUCCUUUUAACUGUUUUCUACUAUUUGUCAAGUUUUUUUAUUUGUCUAUCCAUAUGCUAUGUAACUGGGAACAGCAAAGAUGGGAAUGUCUAGAUACAAAGACUGAAUAUUAUUUAAAAUUACUUUUGAAUAAAUCCAUUAUCAUUAUAA